AUGCUGCCCCGUCGCCGCCCCUACGCGGCCCCGUCGCCGCCCCUAGCGGCCCCGUCGCUGCUGACCUCCCUACGCGGCCCCGUUGCCGCCCCUACGCGGCCUCGUCGCCGCCCCUACGCGGCCCCGUCGCCGCUCCUAGCGGUCCCGUCGGCGCUCCUAGCGGUCCCGUCGCCGCUCCCCUCCCUACGCGGCCCCGUCGCCGCCCCUACGCGGCCUUGUAGGCGCCCCUACGCGGCCACGUCGCCGCCCCUAGCGGCCCCGACGCCGCUCCCCUCCCUACGCGGCCCCGCACCCGAGCCGCGGAGCCGCCCAGCAGCAGCAGGCGCCCGUGGAGCAGCCGCCACUGUAGAAGCCGCCCGUGGAGCAGCCGCCACUGCAGCAGCCGCCCCUGGAGCAGCCGCCACUGCAGCAGCCGCCCCUGGAGCAGCCGCCACUGCAGCAGCCGCCCCUAGAGCAGCCGCCACUGCAGCAGCCGCCCCUAGAGCAGCCGCCACUGCAGCAGCCGCCCCUGGAGCAGCCGCCACUGCAGCAGCCGCCCCUGGAGCAGCCGCCACUGCAGCAGCCGCCCCUGGAGCAGCCGCCACUGCAGCAGCCGCCCCUAGAGCAGCCGCCACUGCAGCAGCCGCCCCUGGAGCAGCCGCCACUGCAGCAGCCGCCCCUGGAGCAGCCGCCACUGCAGCAGCCGCCCGUGGAGCAGCCGCCACUGCAGCACCCGCCCCUGGAGCAGCCGCCACUUCAGCAGCCUUCCCUGGAGCAGCCGCCACUGCAGCAGCCGCCCCUGGAACAGCCGCCACUGCAGGAGCCGCCCCUGGAGCACCCGCCACUGCAGCAGCCGCCCCUCGAGCACCCGCCACUGCAGCAGCCGCCCCUGGAGCAGCCGCCACUGCAGCAGCCGCCCCUGGAGCACCCGCCACUAUAGCAGCCGCCCCUGGAGCAGCCGCCACUGCAGCAGCCGCCCCUGGAGCAGCCGCCACUGCAGCAGCCGCCCCUGGAGCAGCCGCCACUGGAGCAGCCGCCCUUGGAGCAGCCGCCACUGCAGCAGCCGCCCCUAGAGCAGCCGCCACUGCAGCAGCCGCCCCUGGAGCAGCCGCCACUGCAGCAGCCGCCCCUGGAGCAGCCGCCACUGCAGCAGCCGCCCCUGGAGCAGCCGCCACUGCAGCAGCCGCCCCUGGAGCAGCCGCCACUGCAGCAGCCGCCCCUGGAGCAGCCGCCACUGCAGCAGCCGCCACUGCAGCAGCCGCCCCUGGAGCAGCCGCCACUGCAGCAGCCGCCCCUGGAGCAGCCGCCACUACAGCAGCCGCCCCUGGAGCAGCCGCCACUGCAGCAACCGCCCCUGGAGCAGCCGCCACUGCAGCAGCCGCCCCUGGAGCAGCCGCCACUGCAGCAGCCGCCCCUGGAGCAGCCGCCACUGCAGCAGCCGCCCCUGGAGCAGCCGCCACUGCAGCAGCCGCCCCUGGAGCAGCCGCCACUACAGCAUCCGCCCCUGGAGCAGCCGCCACUGCAGCAUCCGCCCCUGGAGCAGCCGCCACUACAGCAGCCGCCCCUGGAGCAGCCACCCCUGCAGCUGCCGUGGAGCUCUCGCUCUAUAGUGGUAGCGGCAUCGCCGUUGCCGCCGUCGUACACCUGCCCUUCUUGCAACUGGUGAGCACUGCCCUGCCUAUACUGCUGUUACUGCUGCUCUUACUACUGCUGCUCUUUCUACUACUACUGGUGCUCCUGGCGUGGCCAGAUGCAGCUCCAGGGUCGCCCGCGUGA
Molecule: messenger RNA, 1755 nt
Organism: Closterium sp. NIES-65
Lineage: Eukaryota; Viridiplantae; Streptophyta; Zygnematophyceae; Desmidiales; Closteriaceae
Source: the annotation of a GenBank genome assembly